AUGGGCGAAGAACAGGAAAAGGAAGUAAAUGCAGUCCGGGGGAUCCCUAAAGAAACAAAAAAAAAGAAAGUAAAGAAAAUAAAAAAAAAUGAGAAAUCUGCGAAAAAGCCAAGUGACAUUGUGAGUUGCAUAGCUUUUUUGUCCAGGGAUAAGAAAAAAUCUGCUGGGCGCAAAUUUGAGCAACUGAGCGAAGAGGACCCAUCUAGCGAAAGCGAUGUGUGCGAAAAACGCAAGCGAAAGAAACAGAAAGAUAAAUCACACUCUUACAAUGCACUCCAAAAUGUUUUUAACGACGAAAAGGAAAACGAAAAAAUAAUAAAGGAAGACAACAUUAUAGAGGAGAACAAAAAAUACAUUUUCGAAGAUGAGCUAAGUAUAGAAGAAGCUGAUGCAUUAACCCUGAAUGGAAAAAUAUAUAGCGACAUUGGUACCUUGGAAGUUCACAUUGUUAAUUACGAUGAAGAUAUUUUCAACAUAUACGAUGAUGUUAUUAUUGAUGACUACCCCUUAUGUAUGGAGACCAUAGCAGAAUCUUACUACCGAGGUAAGAAUAUCGUAGCCAUUGGAACCAUGAAGAAGGAAAUUGGUUUAUGGGACAUUAACAGCAUAGAUACGCUCGAGGCACUUAGUUAUUUGGGUGGCACGAUUGAGGAAAGACGCAAAAAGAGGCGCAAAGGGAAGGUACUAGCAGGAAAAGGAGAAGAUUCAAAGGCGGAUACACCUAUCGCGGAAAUACCCCUUGUGGAGGAUGCCUCUCAGAAAGCAUGCGAAAACGCUGUUGUAGGUAAAAAAAGGAAACAGAGCAAGAACAACCUACAGGGCCAUACUGAAUGUGUCACCUGUCUGAACUCGUCGAAGAUAAUUCCGAAUAUGUUGUGUAGCGGGUCGAAGGAUUGUUCCAUUAAAUUGUGGGAUCUGUCCAACCUUACUUACCUACAUAGCUUUAACUUCCACAAAAAAAAAGUUAAUAAUGUUUUCUUCCAUGGGAAUGAAAGCAGCAUUCUCCUCUCCAGCUCAUCAGACAAAACGCUAAAAAUAUAUGACAUUAGAAAAAACACAGUUGGCUUAAACAUACAUUUGGAGAGUACCCCUGAAUCUACUACUUGGAACAAAUUCAAUGACAAGGAAAUUUUUUUAUCAGAUGUCGAUGGUUAUGUGAAUAAGAUAGAUAUACGCUACGUUACGGAUCCAUCUUCCAGUUUUUCGCACAACAACACAGUUAGAUUUAAGGCCUUUUCAAAUUCAUGCAUUUCUCUCGUCAGCACGCAUUACCCAAAUUUGAUCCUAGCAGGAUCUGAAGAUGGCCUCGUGAAGGCCUACGACUUUGGCACCUUCGGAGAGCAGGGGCCUAUGUGUGUGUACACGAAGAACCUUAAAAGGAACCUUUACUGCAUGAAGGAAAACGAAGAUUGGCCCAAUGUGAUAUUUUUCGGGUGUGACAAGCUAUACGACUGGGACAUGAAGUCGUGCAAGGAAUUACGUGAAUAUUUCAAGCUGUGA
Messenger RNA from Plasmodium knowlesi strain H, 1500 nucleotides. RefSeq lists its product as uncharacterized. Gene Ontology annotation, cellular component: nucleus. Gene Ontology annotation, molecular function: protein binding. The coding region runs from base 1 to 1500 and encodes 499 amino acids. The record is from RefSeq and is a predicted model, not a curated record. Gene Ontology annotation, biological process: rRNA processing. The transcript has 3 exons. NCBI's taxonomy places the organism in Eukaryota, Apicomplexa, Aconoidasida, Haemosporida, Plasmodiidae.